UUAACAACUUAUGAGAUAUUAUUUCAAACCCUUCAGAAAAAGUUAACUGACACGUAUUUUCUUUGACGUGUUUCUUUGGGAUAUAACGGUUAGCUCAAACCUUUAUGCGUUUGCAAGGUGACUGAAGAGGAUGAUCUUACUACUCUUGUCACAUAGCGAAUCGUUGUCAUCAAAAGAUGAGAAAUUGAAGAAUGUAACUGAGGUUCAUUUUAUGGGCAUUUUGCCUGAUAUCAAGUUGACAGGGUCAGCCACCCGUGAUCGUGAGGCCCAGCUGGUGGACAGAAUUGAGGAGGCUCAGAUAGAAGGCAGGUUACCAAUGAGUGCACAGGAAGAAAGCAGGGUGAAGUUAAACGUUUCCUUACACGGAAUUCAAGUUCUAGACUUGAAAGGACAGGAAGUGCUCCAGAGACAUCCCCUGCACACCAUUGCCCAGGUUGUACACUACAGUGACGGAGGCAGCAUCAAUAACAUUGCCUUCAAGAUUGGCCUUGUGGACAAACACACGUACAGUGCCUACGUCUUCCAGUGCGUUAGUGAGGAACACGCCGUGCUGAUUUGUCAACAAGUGAAGUCCAUGUUUGAUAAAGUGACAGAGAAAGGCAGAUAAAUUGCAUUUGUACAAACAUUACCCAUGGUCUUUCAGUCAUCAAAUGUUCAUUAAACAAUGUGGGAAGACGGACAGAAUUGCAGGAUGCGGUUUGAUAUGAAUAUAAACAAUGAUUCUCGAAAUGUCGUGUUGAUGAAUAUAAUUGCCUAGCGACAUCAUAGAAUCUUUGUUAAGACUUUAUACAUUGUUUUAUAUUAAAAUGUUCAUUAAACGAAUAUGAAUUAC
This is a messenger RNA of Dreissena polymorpha, 832 nucleotides long. RefSeq lists its product as uncharacterized. Gene Ontology annotation, molecular function: integrin binding. Bases 131 to 607 code for a protein of 158 amino acids. The transcript is spliced from 5 exons. Gene Ontology annotation, cellular component: cell periphery; lamellipodium; ruffle. Gene Ontology annotation, biological process: negative regulation of focal adhesion assembly; negative regulation of substrate adhesion-dependent cell spreading. The record is from RefSeq and is a predicted model, not a curated record. NCBI's taxonomy places the organism in Eukaryota, Metazoa, Mollusca, Bivalvia, Myida, Dreissenidae.